AGUUAACUCUCACAGUUAUUCACCCAAAAAAAAAAAACACUCUCACAGAUAAAGCGAGGUUAUGGUUGGCGCUUCUUCCUUCCAUGGCUGCCAUUUUCCACCACCCCACCACCGGCGCCGCCGCCACCACCACGUUCCCUCAGUCUAUUCUCUCUCCUCACCUCCCAUUCCCUCACUACCCAUCAAAAUCACCACAAGUAAUCUCCUCAAUCUCUCUCUCCAAAACACCUCUCUCUCUCCCUAAACCCAAACGCCAACUCAUCUCAUCCUCCACCACCUCCCCCACCCAAUUCCCCUCCGCCUCCAACCCACAAACCCUUCAGCCCCUUUUCCCUCAAAAACCUAACACCCACUCCAAUUCAUCGAUCAACAAUGACCCACCCACCAUCGAUUACUUCAAUUUGCUUCGUCUCUCAGUUCGUUACGGAGACAUUGAACUUGCUAUGUCAGUCCACGCCUCAAUUCUCAAGCUCGAAGAAGAAGAUACCCAUUUGUCCAACGCUCUCAUCGUCGCUUACCUCAAGCUCGGUCUUGUAACUCAUGCUCACAAAGUUUUCUUAGGUCUUUCGUGCCCAAAUGUGGUUUCUUACUCUGCAAUGAUUUCGGGUUUCGCGAAGUCGAAUCGGGAAGUUUUAGCUGUGCAGCUUUUCUUUGAAAUGAGAGGUUCAGGUAUCGAACCCAAUGAGUUUAGUUUCGUCGCCAUACUAACUGCUUGUAUUCGUCUUUCUGAGUUGAAAUUGGGUUUUCAAGUUCAUUCUUUGGCAAUGAAAAUGGGUCAUUUGGAGUGUACUUUUGUUUCGAAUGCUCUAAUGGGUUUGUAUAGUAAAUGUGGGUGUUUGGAUUUUGUGGUUUCAUUGUUUGAUGAAAUGCCUCAAAGAGAUAUUGCUUCAUGGAAUACCCUCAUAGUUGGUGUAGUGAAGGACUUGGAUUAUGAUGGAGGGUUUGAUUUGUUUCGAAAUAUGCAAAGAAUUGAUGGUUUUAGAGUUGACCAAUUUACGCUUUCAACCCUUCUGGUUGCCUCUACUGGGUGUUUGGCUUGGAUGGGAGGCCGAGAAAUUCACGCCCAUGCUCAGAGAAUCGGUUUAGAGUCCAAUUUGAGUGUAAAUAAUGCGCUUAUUGGGUUCUACACGAAGUGUGGGAAUGUAAGAGAUGUGGUGGCUUUGUUUGAGAGGAUGCCUUUAAAAGAUAUAAUUACUUGGACUGAAAUGAUUACGGCGUACAUGGAAUUUGGGCUCAUUGGUAUGGCUGUGGAGACUUUUGAUCGGAUGCCGGAGAGGAAUUGUGUUUCUUAUAAUGCUCUAUUAGCGGGAUAUUGUCAAAAUGGCAAAGGCUCAAGGGCUUUGGUAUUGUUUUGCAAAAUGGUGGAGGGUGGGGUUGAGUUAACCGACUUCACUUUGACUAGUGUUAUCAAUGCUUGUGGGUUGUUGAUGGAAGUGAAGAUCAGUGAACAGAUCCAUGGUUUUGUUGUCAAGUUUGGUUUUGGGUCAAAUGAUUGUAUUGAAGCAGCUUUGCUUGAUAUGUACACAAGGUGUGGAAGGAUGGCUGAUGCAGAGGAAAUGUUCUAUCAUUGCCCUGCCAACCAGAGUAGUUCAAUCACGUGGACAUCAAUGAUAUGUGGGUAUGCUCGAAAUGGGCAACCAGAUGAGGCAAUUUCUCUUUUCUGCUUGAUGCGGGUGGAAGACAUGGUUGUUGAUGAGGUUGCAAUGGCUGCAGCACUUGGCGUCUGUGGAACUUUAGGUUUUCGUGCGAUUGGGGAACAAAUCCAUUGUCUUGCACUUAAAUCUGGUUUUAUGUGCGAUGUAGGCGUUGGAAACGGCAUAAUUAGCAUGUACUAUAAGUGUGGGAACAUGGAAGAUGCAGUUAAGGCUUUCAGUUUGAUGUCAAAGCAUGAUAUAGUUUCAUGGAACAGUUUGAUGGCUGGCUACCUCCUUUACAGGCAGGGCGAUGAGGCCUUGGAUGUACGGUCAAAGAUAGAAAAGGCAGGAUUAAAUCCAGAUGCAGUUACCUUUCUCUUGGUUAUUUCAGCUUCUAGCACAAACUCAAAUUUAGUUGAUAAGUGCCACAGAUUGUUCAAAUCAAUGAAAACCAAAUAUGACAUUGAGCCCGCUUCAGAGCAUUAUGCCUCCAUGGUUGCUGUUUUGGGUUUUUGGGGUCUGCUUGAAGAAGCUGAGGAUUUUAUCAAUAAGAUGCCUUUUGAGCCGGAGGCCUCUGUUUGGCGAGCGUUGCUUGAUACUUGUAGAAUCCGUUUGAAUACAAGACUAGGGAAACAGGCUGCAAAGCAGAUACUUGCUUUGGAGCCAAGCAAUCCAUCUACAUAUGUACUUGUAUCAAAUCUAUAUUCUGCAUCCGGGAGAUGGCAGUGCUCUGAAAUGAUCAGGGACGAGAUGAGGGAGAAGGGAUUUCAGAAACUCCCGGGUCAAAGUUGGAUUAUUCAUCAAAACAAGGUUCAUUCAUUCUAUGCAAGGGAUAAAACACAUUACCAAUCCAAAGACAUCUAUAGUGGAUUGGAAAUACUAAUAUUGGAAUGCCUAAAAGCUGGAUAUAUCCCAGACACGAGCUUUGUGCUUCAUGAAGUAGAGGAGCAUCAAAAGAAGGAUUUUUUGUUCUACCACAGUGCAAAACUUGUGGUAACCUAUGGGCUUUUGACAACUAGGCCAGGAAAACCCAUUCGGGUUAUGAAGAACAUUGUCCUCUGUGGGGACUGCCAUACGUUCUUGAAGUAUGUUUCGAUUGUAAGCAAGAGAGAGAUAUAUGUUAGGGACGGUUCAGGUUUUCAUUGUUUCUUGAACGGUCAAUGCUCGUGCAGAGAUUACUGGUGACACAAGCUAUGCUGAUUAACCCCUUGGUUUUGGGGGUUUUGGGCAAACUAUUUUCAUAUAAAUUUUUUUUUUCUUUCUUAUUUUUAGAUCAUUGGAUAGUCUCAUGCUGCUGUAAAAUAUUUGUAUUUUGUGUAAUUCCUCACAGAGAAUCUAAAUGACAAAGAUCAAUUACCUCUAA
This is a messenger RNA of Camellia sinensis, 2997 nucleotides long. The record is from RefSeq and is a predicted model, not a curated record. Lineage: Eukaryota; Viridiplantae; Streptophyta; Magnoliopsida; Ericales; Theaceae.